GCAUUGUUGUUGUUGUUUGUUUGCUUGUUUUUUUUUUUGGUUUUAAAAUACCAGAUUCAUCGACAAGAUUUCAUCCUCUUACUCCCCAUUCAAAGCUGUGCCAACCAUGACGAUCGAUGAAUACGAGCCUGAUGACAUUCUUUAUGAAAUCAGUCGAAAGCUGGCCAAUGUCAACAUCCACAACAUGUCUUUAGAUGCGGAUGCAGAAACGAUUGAAAAAAGCACUUUGCCUACUAUUCGAUAUUAUCUUUAUUCGCAUGAUAAAGCAAUGUGUUUGCAAAGUGUAGAAAUGCUACGACGAUAUCUUACUCAGGUUGGGGGUAGCUCUGAGUCUGCUCAAGAUAUUUUGGCAUUAGACAUACUGCCACGUAUUAAUGAGAUUCUUACCUGGGAUGAAGCUAGUAGUAUUCAGUUUGAGUGUGCCUGGAUUGUGACCAACAUUGCAGCAGGCUCUUCUGAACAGACCUAUGCAUUGGUAGAAUCUGGAAUUGUGGAUUCCUUGUUGAUUUGCAUACGUCGUAAUAACUGCUCUCCAAAUACAAGAGCACAGAUUGCAUGGGCACUGUCCAACUUUGCUGGCGAAUCAGCACAACUUCGAGAGAUGCUUAUGGAAAAGCGUGCGCCUGCUGUUGUGGCCGAAGUAUUAAAGACCAUUCACGACGAAAUAUACACCCAAGUGUAUACAUACUCAUAUUCCUACGGAAAGAUGCACAUUACCGAUCAAGAAAUGUGCACAAAUGUCAAGGCGUUAGUAUGGUCUUUGGCAAACAUGUCUCGCGGAGGAUUCAAAACGGCAAACUAUUGGUCUGUUUACUGCCCUGUGUUUGAAGUUUUAGAGAAACUUAUUCAUUUUGAUCAUAAUGAUAUUCUCACAGACGCUUGCUGGGGUUUAUCUCGUAUACUUUACAGUAUGCACGAGGUUAUCCCAACUUCUCAGCGACAUAAUAUCUCAUCUCUUGGAGUUUACAGACGCAGCAGUAUUCCUAUCAUAGUUCCUGCACUACGAGCUAUUAUCAACAUCACAUCAGGCCCAGACGAACACUCUGUAAUAUUACUUAAAUCUGGCCUCUUAAAUCAUAUUCCUGCCUUGAUGACCCCAGAUUUUCCGGCCGGCAUCCGACGAGACGCAUUCUUGUUAAUAGGAAACAUCGCCGUCUGUGGGGGUUUGUUGAUCCAGAAAAUCAUCAACAACAACAAUCUUAUAAAGUGUGUCCUUGCUCAUGUCCGAGUUCCAGGCAAGAUUUACAAUCAGGAAACAAGGCAGUGGGAUCCUACAUUAGGAUACAUGUACUGUGAAAUCGACGAAGAAUGGAAGAUCACAAGCGAAGCAUUAUCCAUUAUAUCUAAUAUUAUAUCUCGUGGAAGUUCAUCCUGUGUUAGAGAAUUUCUAAAAGAUGAAAACGAAGUACCAGCCACUUUAGUACAUCUUUUGAGAUCUCAAGAUGUGCCUUUGCAACCCACACAAAAAUGCAUUGAUGCCAUUAUAAAUCUUGUCGAGCGAACGAACUUAUUAUCCAGCGGCAGCAGCGACCAACAAAACAAUACUGACCAAGUCAAUACUUACUCUCUUGAGUUACUAAAUGAAGGACUUAUACCUUUACUUGAAGGACAAUACGAAUUACACGAUGAGGACGAUUCAAUCAAAACUCGGUGUGAUGUACUAGAAGGCAUCCUAGAGGAAGGUAUUGAAACAAUGAAAAAAAUCAAGGCAAAACAAAAUCAAUCCAAGAGCUUGGCUGGCAUGUUUGGAAUGGUAGAGGCUCGUAAUACGCUUAUUAGUACCAACAAGCGCCGUGUUCUUCAUGGACCAGAAGAUGGUGAUAUUCGAUUAAUUGAAAAUGCAAUUGGAAAUCUGAGUGUAUCCAAUGGUGGUGAAUAAUGAUCCUAAACGCUUUCUAUAAUAUGUAGCUAUAUACAUAUACAUCUAUAGAAAGCCAACAAAAAAAA
Molecule: messenger RNA, 1947 nt
Organism: Phycomyces blakesleeanus NRRL 1555(-)
Lineage: Eukaryota; Fungi; Mucoromycota; Mucoromycetes; Mucorales; Phycomycetaceae
Exons: 12
Coding region: 107-1879 (590 amino acids)
Biological process (GO): NLS-bearing protein import into nucleus
Cellular component (GO): nucleus
Molecular function (GO): protein binding; nuclear import signal receptor activity
Source: RefSeq, a predicted model, not a curated record